AAUAUAAUUUGGUCGUUGACCUUUAUGAAGUUUUAAAAAAACAGUCCGGAGCCCGAAUCAUCCGAAUUUAUGGUGAUGUAGUUCAACUCUCAAAAGACUUAGAAAUUUCAGCCUUAGAAAGUGAUUGUGUUAUAUUAAUAGUUGCAAGGAGAGUUGAAAUCAAAUUAGGAUGCCAAAUUAUUAUUAAUAAUGAGAAGGAAAUCAAUUCUUUUAAACUAGUGAUAUAUACUAUGGAGAUGCCAAUAGGCCUUAGCGUUUGUAUGAAGUCGACUGGUAUUAAUAAGCUAUUCAAAAUUAAUAAUCAAUACAUUGGUGGAUCACUUUCUCUACAUAAAGGAGAUUUUAGUAAUAUAAAAAAUUUUGAUACUAAAAUUUUUCAAAAAGAGUCAUUCAAUAAAGUAUUGCAAUUCUCUUUACAAAUUGCAUGCACUUUAUUUUAUGAUGAACCGGAAGUUGCGCGGUCAAUUUUUACAUGGAUUGAUAAAAUAACUAAACAUUCUCAAUCAAAAGAAGUGAAGGAAUUAUAUCAUCAUGGAUUAACAAUGUUUGAACAAUCUAAACUUUUAAUUGAAAGGAGAAAAACAAAAUAUCAAAGAUCCUUUGUUCCACUUCUUGAUAAGAAAAAAUUCUAUGAGCGAAUUGAGAAAUUUAUGAGGACUGCAGAAUCUUAUGAAAGAAGUUAUACUGAAGUUUUAAGUAAUAAACAUAUUAAUAAAAUAGAAAAAGAAAGAUUAGAAUCAUUAUUAGUUAAUUGUAAUAAUAUGACAAAAUCACAUGAAGAUUUUGAAAGAGAUGAAAAUGGAUGUUAUCAAUCAGCGAUUAAUGUAAUGGAAGAAGCAAAAAAUAUUCUUAAGAAAAGAAAAGAUGAAGUUAAAUUUAAACGAAUUAAUUUCGAAAGAGAAAUCGAAUUAUGGAAGGAUAAAAUGAAAUCUCAAACAAAUAAAGAAUUGAUAAUUGCUAUUAUUGAAUUGUCUUUAUGUGUUGGUAAAACUGUUAUCCAGCCUAUUGGCAUAAUCGAUUUAAUUGAAACUGUAAACAAAGUAUCAGAUUCGAUUAAUACUACCGCUAAUAACAUAAAAAAAGUUACGGAGAUGGCCAAUAAUAUUAUACUUGCUGAUGGAUUUAUCCUAGCGGAAAUCACAAGAAAAGUAGAUGAAAUUAAAAAACUUGAGAAAGAAUCAGAAUGUAUUGGAGAUAAAAUUAAUAGUUCAAAAACAAAUAUGAUGACAGAAAGUGAAAAAAUUGAAUCAUUAGAUAUUGAUUCACUUACAAAAAUCCUUGAAACCAAUGAUCAAAAGGGAGUCCUGAUAAAUGCCGAAUGGAAG
Dentiscutata heterogama is the source of this 1325-nucleotide messenger RNA. The record is from the annotation of a GenBank genome assembly. Lineage: Eukaryota; Fungi; Glomeromycota; Glomeromycetes; Diversisporales; Gigasporaceae.